ACCGCUACCUGACCCACUUCCGUCGCGGUUGUACACGUCACGAAACAUAUCGUAUUUCCGAGUACACAUCCCCGCGUCCCAAAGAAGGAGAGAACAAAUACCCUCAAAAUGGGUUUUGUCAAAGUGGUAAAGAACAAGGCCUACUUCAAGAGGUACCAAGUCAAAUUCAGGAGGAGGAGAGAGGGAAAGACUGAUUUCUUUGCCCGCAAACGUUUGGUCAUCCAAGACAAGAACAAAUACAACACGCCUAAGUACCGCAUGAUCGUCCGCUUCUCCAACAGGGACAUUUGUUGCCAGAUUGCUUAUGCAAAGAUCGAGGGAGACCACAUAGUGGCUGCAGCCUACUCCCAUGAGCUGCCCAAAUAUGGCAUCACCGUCGGCCUGACUAACUAUGCCGCGGCCUACUGCACUGGCCUGCUGCUGGCUCGCCGGCUCCUCAGCAAGUUUGGGCUGGACCAAGUGUACGACGGGCAGGUGGAGGUGACGGGCGACGAGUUCAACGUGGAGAGCGUGGACGGACAGCCGGGGGCCUUCACCUGCUACCUGGAUGCCGGCCUGGCCAGGACCACCACGGGCAACAAGGUGUUCGGAGCGCUGAAGGGGGCGGUGGACGGAGGGCUUGCUAUUCCUCACAGUCUAAAACGGUUCCCUGGUUAUGAUGUGGAGAGCAAAGAGUUCAACGCAGAUUUGCACCGGAAACACAUCAUGGGUAUGAACGUGUCCAACUACAUGACCUACCUGAUGGAGGAGGACGAAGACGCCUACAAGAAGCAGUUCUCCAGGUUCAUCAAGAACGGAGUCGCGCCAGACACAGUAGAAGAAAUGUACAAAAAAGCACACGCCGGCAUCAGAGCAAGUCCAAUUCACGUAAAGAAACCCAAAAAAGACGUCAAGAAGAAGAGGUGGAACCGCGCCAAGUUGUCUCUGGCACAGAGGAAGGACCGCGUCGCCCAGAAAAAGGCCAGCUUCCUUCGAGCGCAAGAACAAGAGGCAGGGGACGGUUAGACCUGGGCCCCCUGCCUCCACGGCCUCUAACUCGCACACAAAUAAAUUUAUUACAAACUC
Gadus morhua (Atlantic cod) is the source of this 1065-nucleotide messenger RNA. It is a transcript of the gene rpl5a, whose product is annotated as ribosomal protein L5a. Gene Ontology annotation, molecular function: 5S rRNA binding; structural constituent of ribosome. Gene Ontology annotation, biological process: translation; ribosomal large subunit assembly. Gene Ontology annotation, cellular component: cytosolic large ribosomal subunit; ribosome. Bases 109 to 1005 code for a protein of 298 amino acids. NCBI's taxonomy places the organism in Eukaryota, Metazoa, Chordata, Actinopteri, Gadiformes, Gadidae. The transcript is spliced from 8 exons. The record is from RefSeq and is a predicted model, not a curated record.